AUGGCGGCAAAACCUCAUUUGGAAACCCCUGACAUCCAGAGGCAGCCCACCGUGUCGCAUACCCACCAUGCCUGUGUUCCUCUUGCUCUGAGGGACAGUGAGAGUUACCACGUGUUCAUCAGCUACAGCAGCUCGGACUCCAAGUGGAGCCAUUCCCUCGUCGAGCAUCUGGAGUCCCGCGGCCUGCGCGUCUGCUGCCACGUGCGCGACUUCACCCCCGGCCGCACCGUGCUGGAGAACAUGUCCAAGUGCAUCCACGAGAGCCAGAAGGUCCUGCUGGUUCUCAGCCAAGAGUUCGUGAGGAGUCGCUGGUGUCUCCUGGAGGCCAACAUGUCUUUGUUCAGAGACUGUCUGGAGAGGAAACCGCUGAUCCCCGUGAUGCUGGAGCCGGGAGUCCUGGUACCCCUUCACCUCUGCCACCUGACUUACCUCGAGGCCAGCGAUCCUGAGUUUCCGAACAAGCUGCUCAAAGUUCUCUGCACCCCCAACCAGCAGCUUCAGGGUUCCACUGUUGUCCCUUUCCAACCUCCCACCAUCUACAACGGGAAGGCCCUGCAGCCUUUGAUCGCUGUCAAUGACGAGGGACUCUAUAAAUGGGAUGCCGGCCAGUUCAGUGACAUGGAGGUGCCCGAACAGCUGCGCCUGAUCAUUGAGGACCAGAACAAAUACAAAGAGGCAGUGAGGAUUCUCAACCGUGUCUCUCAAACUAAAGUAUGGCUGCGACCUGUCUGGGCCAGAGUACUAGUCUACACCAUAGCUCUCAUAUCAGGGCAUCCCGGCCAGGGCAGCAGAUCCUGA
Messenger RNA from Menidia menidia (Atlantic silverside), 798 nucleotides. The record is from the annotation of a GenBank genome assembly. Lineage: Eukaryota; Metazoa; Chordata; Actinopteri; Atheriniformes; Atherinopsidae.